Cucurbitaria berberidis CBS 394.84 is the source of this 2182-nucleotide messenger RNA. Its product is annotated as SET domain-containing protein. The record is from RefSeq and is a predicted model, not a curated record. Gene Ontology annotation, molecular function: protein-lysine N-methyltransferase activity. Lineage: Eukaryota; Fungi; Ascomycota; Dothideomycetes; Pleosporales; Cucurbitariaceae. Bases 320 to 2182 code for a protein of 620 amino acids. Gene Ontology annotation, cellular component: nucleus. Gene Ontology annotation, biological process: peptidyl-lysine monomethylation. The transcript is spliced from 3 exons.
AAACCUUCUGCAGAUUCCCUUCGCUUCACAGGUCGAGGCCUUUAUCCUGGUUGACCAUCCGAUACAUCCGUUGCGCUCCGUCUGCACGCCUCAAAUUUUCAGGCCGAGGCCGAACUCACGAGCUCUUGUCAGCUGGCUGGACAACCAAUGCAUCAUCAGAAACUCAAUCGGAACAACCGACACUCCGACCCCUCGUGCAACGUCGGAUCUAAUAGCUACUACGGACGAAUAACUGUUUUAAAAAAUUACUUUCGUCUCGUCAGCCUUUCCAGGGUAGCUCAAGCCACCACGCUAUUAUCACAGCCGUCCCAAACGCCCGAUGUCGAGCAAAGACUUUAGCACGCACCCAUUGGCCCAAGAACUUGUGACCUGGUUCACCCAAAAUGGAGGAUCGCUUAGUUCCGAUGUUCAGGUUGUCAACAGCGACUCACGUGGCUUCCACAUGCGAGCUGUGAGGCCAUUGAGCUCCCCGGUUGUAGCGUCAUCUCCGCUAAAGCUUACACUUUCCAUUCUCAAUCUUGACCCAGACGAGAAAGAGGUGCUGCAUAUUGAGAGCCCUCUUCGACAAUGCCAGGGCAAGAUACCUGAUCACAUACUGGCGUAUUUGAUUCUAAUCGAGCAGCGCAAGAAAGGGACGGGCUCGCCAUGGCACGCUUACAUCGCAUGCUUACCGGGGCCAGAGAGCAUGACUACGCCCCUUUGGUUUGAUGGAGAUGACAUGGCCUUCCUCACAGGCACAAGCUUAGCCCCUGCUGCUAGAGAGAGGAAAGAGGACAUGCAGAGACACUGGGAGCAAGCUGUGACUGUCAUGAAGGAGCUUUGUAUCCCACUGGCUGACGAGAUCAAUUUCGAAUUACUUCUAUGGGCAGCUACCAUCUUUACCUCACGUGCCUUCAUCUCCACACACAUUCUUCCGAACCGGGAAACAAUACCCCUCCUCUUCCCCGUUGUCGACAUACUCAAUCACUCCGUCUCCGCCAAGGUAGAGUGGGAUUUUCAGCCUCAUCAGUCAUUUGCCCUAAAGUGCCUCGAAGGCGAGACCUUCGAAGCGGGACAGGAGCUCUUCAACAACUAUGCGCCUAAACAGAACGAUGAGCUACUUCUCGGGUACGGCUUCUGUCUGGAGGACAAUCCUAUCGAGCAGUUCGCCUUGAAGCUCGCCUUUUCCCCUAUGCUACAACAAUACGCGCAGGAGAUGAACUUGCUUCACCCCGAGAACGUACCUUUUAGUAUGUCACCGGCCUUUCUCGACACAGACCCAAACAAAGAACAGCACUUUCUGCGAGCAAAAGGGCACCCGUUUGGGCGGUACGAGAACUGCAUCCCAUACUUUCGUGGUAUACCCCCUUACAUUGUGCAUUUCUUCUUCAUUCAGACCCUGCUCGCCCUCGACGCGGAUGUCCGCGCUGUCAAUGUGGGACGACCGGAUGCUAGAAUCACACUGCAGGUUCUGGUCUUGCUACAUCAGGCUAUCGAGCAGCGAUGCCAUAGCCUCCCGCUUUCCAACGACAGCGAGCCCAGCAAUUACAAGCAGAAGUACGCGAAAAUAUACCGCGAUGGCCAAGCCAAGAUCAUCCACUCCGUUCGAAGCGAGCUCAAAGCCGCAGUAGACAGGGCGCGUACAUCGAGCAGCGAAAUGCCACCCCGCAGGCCAGUCUUGCUCUCCACAUUCGAAGCGAUCCUUGCCUUGGAAGCCGAGUUCCCCGCAGAGGCUCAGACAUUCCGCAAGGGCCUUAACAAGCAUGAAAUUGCUGGUCCGGAAGAUGAGGGCGUAAUCUGGACAUUGUUGCUCACUGUCUUUGCAUCGCUGAUAUUGACUACACCCAAAGAUCAAGAGGGGAGUCUCAUCUCCUCCUGGCUACGCGACCUCUUCACCAGACACCCGCUUCCCGCGCUCGAGGAUGGCAUCGAAGACGCGGAAACAUAUACCUUUGUCGACUCACACCUUGCCGAUUUUCUUCACCUUACUUCGCCCGACGCAGGCGCUUCGCCCACGGAUGUCUUGGACGACCUUGGCCUUACGUUUGUGAAUCAGCCGGUCGGCACUGCGGUACCUGUCUUCAUUGACGGGCGAACUGAAAACUUGGGUGUGAGGAUCGUCAUGUGGGCUAUGAGAGUUGCCGAGCAAGAAGUACUGCCUGUAUUCGAAGGUGGUGCGUUGAAGAAAUGUCUAUCGGUGUGA